This is a messenger RNA of Urocitellus parryii (Arctic ground squirrel), 2448 nucleotides long. It is a transcript of the gene Stkld1, whose product is annotated as serine/threonine kinase like domain containing 1. The record is from RefSeq and is a predicted model, not a curated record. Lineage: Eukaryota; Metazoa; Chordata; Mammalia; Rodentia; Sciuridae. Gene Ontology annotation, molecular function: protein serine/threonine kinase activity; ATP binding. Gene Ontology annotation, biological process: protein phosphorylation.
CAGCCUCCGCCCACCUCUCUCUGGGUCCGCCCUCAUGCUCGAGGCCCCGCCCCCGCUCUCUGUGCCUCAGCUCCUUUAAGGCACCGGUAGCCGAGGGCGCGCGGGUGGGGGACGUUCGUUUGUCCAGAGUCAGGCAGACACACCCCGGUUGAGGGUCGCCCCUGGGCGAGGGCACGAGGUGAGGGGGGGAUGGGCACCGGAGCCAACACUGCGGAGCACGCUCAGUCCAGGGUCCGGCCGCCCGCUCCGGCUCCAGGCGAGGACAUACAGUGGCCUCCGGAGGGAGAGUGAGCCGAAGUUCUUCAGCUCGAGCUACCAUGGAAAAGUACCAGAUUUUGUACCAGCUGAGUCCUGGGGCCUUAGGGGUGAACCUGGUGGUGGAGGAACUGGCCACUGAAGCCAAGCUCGUGAUAAAGCAGGUGGAAUGCCUUGAUGAGCAUCAUACCAAUGAGGCCCUGGAGGAGCUCAGGCCUCUGCUAAAGCUUCAGCACGCCCACAUCUCCCUGUACCAGGAGCUGUUCAUCACGUGGAACAGUGAGGUCUCCUCUCUGUCCCUCUGUCUGGUGAUGGAGUACAGCCAGGGUAGCCUCCAGAUGGUCAUUCAGAGUAAGAGGGAAGAGAAGGCAGUCAUGGAUCCAAAGUGGAUGCAGGAAAUCCUGGGUCAGAUGUUGGACGCUCUGGAGUACCUGCACCAGCUGAGCAUCAUCCACAGGAAUCUCAAGCCUUCUAACAUCAGCCUGGUCAGUAAAAACCACUGCAAACUCCAGGACCUGAGCUCCAACGCACUGAUGACCCACAGAGCCAAGUGGAAUGUCCGUGCAGAGGAAGACCCCUUUCAAAAGUCCUGGAUGGCCCCCGAAGCCCUGGACUUCACCUUCAGCCAGAUGUCUGACGUCUGGUCCCUGGGCUGCAUCAUGCUCGACAUGGCCAGCUGCUCCUUCCUGAAUGCUACAGAAGCCAUGCACCUACGGAAGUCCCUCCGCCAGAACUCUGGCAGCCUGAAAGCCAUCCUGAAGACCAUGGAGGAGAAACACAUCCCAGAUGUAGAAACCUUCUCUUCCCUCCUGCCCUUAAUGUUGCAGAUCAACCCCUUGGAUCGAAUAACAAUCAAGGCUGUGGUUCGUAUGACCUUUGUGAGUGGCUCAUUCAAGUCCUCAUGUGUGGCCAUGACCCUGCACCAGCAGGUGGUGCCCGAGAUCAUCACCAGCAUACUGUUAGAAGGCAACGUCACCAGCAUCUUAGAGGCCAUGGAGAGCUUCCCCAGCCGUCCUGAAGUUCAGCUCAAGGCCAUGAAGAGGCUUUUGCAGAUACCUGAGGACCAGCUAGGGCUGCCAUGGCCCAUGGGGCUGGUGGAGGUGGUGGUCACCGCUAUGAAGCUGCAUGAGAGGAUCCUCGACCUGCAGCUUUGUGCCUGCUCCCUGCUACUGCGCAUCCUGAGCCAUGUGCUGGUGCAGGAUGCAGAAGCCCAGGUGCCAUGGGAUAUCUCCAUCAUCUGCUCCCUGCUGAGCAUCAUGCGGAGCCACUCAGACUCGGAGCAACUCAUCACCCAGGGCUACAGCCUGCUCACCAUAAUCUCUAGCCAGGUGCAGGUCUCCGAGGAACUACAGAAGGCGGGGCUGUUUGAGCUCAUCCUGGAGCACCUGCACAGAUUCUCCAAGGACAGGGACAUCUGCUUCAGUGCCUUGGGCCUGCUCUGGUCCCUCCUGGUGGAUGCUGUCAUUGUGAACAAAGACCCUGUGGUGAAGAUCCCAGCCCUGGUCAUCCAGGUGCUGGACACCCACCCCACAGAUGCAGAAAUAGCUGAGGCAGGCUGUGCGGUGUUCUGGCUGCUGUCCUUGCUGGGCUGCAUGAGUGAGUGGCAGUUUGAGAAGGUGGUGGAGCUGCUUUUGCAAAGCAUCCGGCUGAGCCAGGAAAGAGUCCUGCUGGUGAAUAAUGCCUACCGAGGGCUGGCCAGCCUUGCCAAGGUGUCAGAGCUGGCAGCCUUCCGGGUGGUGAUGCCACAGGAUGGUGGCAGUGGCCUCACCCUCCUGCAGGAGACCUAUCAGCUGUACAAGGAUGACCCUGAGGUGGUGGAGAACCUCUGCAUGCUGCUGGCCCACCUUUCCUCCUACAAGGAAAUCCUGCCAGAGCUGGAGUCCAGUGGCAUCAGGGCUCUGGUCAGAGAGAUCCAGGGGCGCUUCAUCUCCAGCCUGGAGCUGGUCUCUUAUGCAGAGAAAGUAUCCCUGAGUCUGGAGGCUGCACUGCACAGCUCCCAGGAAAGGAAGCUGCUUGGAGCUGCUGUCGGGGAGGAAGCAGCUGCUCCUAAGGUCCCCUUUCUCCCGGAGGGCCGCCCCCACCUGCCCUGAAGCACCUGCCUUCCUGUCCUAGGUGUAAGUGGGGAGGAGGACGUUAGGGACCAGUAUGCACGUCCCGCUAUGCCCAGUAACUAAUAAAGAGGCCCAAGGCUGG